Condylura cristata (star-nosed mole) is the source of this 4612-nucleotide messenger RNA. RefSeq names its product tensin 2 (gene TNS2). The transcript is spliced from 25 exons. NCBI's taxonomy places the organism in Eukaryota, Metazoa, Chordata, Mammalia, Eulipotyphla, Talpidae. Gene Ontology annotation, biological process: peptidyl-tyrosine dephosphorylation. Gene Ontology annotation, molecular function: protein tyrosine phosphatase activity; protein binding. Bases 58 to 4032 code for a protein of 1324 amino acids. The record is from RefSeq and is a predicted model, not a curated record.
GAAGCCCCGGCCAGGCCCCAGCAUUGUUCGGGCCUCCACCCCGGCCAGCUAGACACCAUGAAGUCCAGCGGCCCUGUGGAGAGGCUGCUCAGAGCUCUGGGGAGGAGGCACAGCAGCCGGGCCACCAGCAGGCCUAGGAAAGCUGAGCCACACAGCUUCCGGGAGAAGGUUUUCCGGAAGAAGCCACCGGCGUGUGCGGUGUGUAAGGUGACCAUCGAUGGGACAGGCGUCUCCUGCAGAGUCUGCAAGGUGGCAACACACAGAAAAUGUGAAGCAAAGGUGGACAGCGUUUGUCUUGGUGCAGUGCCCAGGCUGCAGCUGCGGAGAAGCACGGCCCCCGUGCGGCGCAUAGAACACCUGGGCUCCACCAAGUCUCUGAACCACUCAAAGCAGCGCAGCACCCUGCCCAGGAGCUUCAGCUUGGACCCACUUAUGGAGCGGCGCUGGGACCUGGACCUCACCUAUGUGACCGAGCGCAUCCUGGCCGCCGCCUUUCCCGCGCAUCCCGACGAGCAGCGACACCGGGGCCACCUGCGUGAGCUGGCUCACGUGCUGCAGUCCAAGCACCGAGACAAGUACCUGCUCUUCAACCUUUCAGAGAAAAGACAUGACCUGACCCGCCUAAACCCCAAGGUCCAGGACUUCGGGUGGCCCGAGCUGCACGCCCCGCCCCUGGACAAGCUGUGCUCCAUCUGCAAAGCCAUGGAGACGUGGCUCAGUGAGGACCCGCAGCACGUGGUGGUGCUGUACUGCAAGGGGAGCAAAGGCAAGUUCGGCGUCAUCAUCUCUGCCUACAUGCACUACAGCAAGAUUUCGGCAGGGGCCGACCAGGCGCUGGCUACUCUGACCAUGCGCAAGUUCUGCGAGGACAAGGUGGCCUCGGAACUGCAGCCUUCCCAGCGCCGAUACGUCAGCUACUUCAGUGGGCUGCUCUCCGGCUCCAUCCGAAUGAACAGCAGUCCUCUCUUCCUGCACUACGUGCUGGUGCCCGUGCUGCCAGCCUUCGAACCUGGCACAGGCUUCCAGCCCUUCCUCAAGAUCUACCAGUCCAUGCAGCUUGUCUUCACAUCCGGAAUCUAUCACACUGCAGGCCCUGGCCCCCAGCAGCUGUGCAUCAGCCUAGAGCCAGCCCUCCUCCUCAAAGGCGACGUCAUGGUGACAUGCUACCACAAGGGGGGCCGGAGGACAGACCGGACCCUCGUAUUCCGAGUCCAGUUCCACACGUGCACCAUCCACGGACCACGGCUCGCCUUCCUCAAGGACCAGCUGGAUGAGGCCUGGACUGAUGAGCGGUUCCCCUUCCAAGCCUCGGUGGAGUUUGUCUUCUCGUCCAGCCCCGAGAAGACCAAAGGCAGCACCCCUCGGAACGACCCCUCCGUCUCUGUCGACUACAACACUGCAGAGCCGGCCGUGCGCUGGGAUUCCUACGAGAACUUCAACCAGCACCACGAGGACAGUGUGGACGGCUCCCUGACACACACUCGGGGCCCCCUGGAUGGCAGUCCUUAUGCCCAGGUGCAGCGUGGCCCCCGCCAGACCCCACCAGCACCUUCUCCAGAGCCACCCCCGCCCCCUAUGCUGUCUGUGAGCAGUGACUCUGGCCAUUCAUCCAUGCUGACCACGGAGCCGGCCGCCGAGUCCCCCGGUCGGCCUCCCCCGACAGCUGCCGAAAGGCAGGAGCUAGAUCGCCUCCUGGGGGGCUGCGGCGUGGCCAGCGGCGGCCGGGGAGCCGGGCGCGAGACGGCCAUCCUAGACGAUGAAGAGCAGCCCCUGACCGGGGCUGGCCCCCACCUCGCCACGUACGCUGGCCAGAGACCUGUUCUCAGCCGCCACUGCUCCUGCCGCCAGGGCUACCGGGAGCCCUGCGGCGUCCCCAACGGAGGCUACUACCGGCCAGAGGGGACUCUGGACAGGCGGCGGCUGGCCUACGGGGGCUACGAGGGCCCCCCCCAGGGCUAUGCUGAAGGCCCGCUGGAGAAGAGGCGCCUCUGUCGGUCACUGUCCGAGGGGCCAUACCCAUACGCGCCCGAGCUGGGGAAGCCAGCCAACGGGGACUUGGGCUGCCGCGCCCCAAGCUACCGGGAGGUGGUCAUCCUGGAGGACCCCGGGCUGCCUGCCAUGUGCUCUUGCCCUGCCUGUGAGGAGAAGCUGGCCCUGCCCACUGCAGCCCUGUAUGGGCUCCGGCUGGAGAGGGAUGCCGGCGAGGGAUGGGCAGGCGAGGUUGGCAAGCCGCUCCUGCACCCGGUGCAACCUGGACACCCUCUGCCCCUGCUGGUGCCUGCCUGUGGGCAUCACCAUGCCGCCAUGCCUGACUACAGCUGCCUGAAGCCACCCAAGGCAGGCGAGGAAGGGCGCGAGGGCUACGCCUAUGCCGUGUGCCCUGAGGGCAGGUACGGGCAUCCGGGGUACCCGACCCUGGUGACGUACAGCUACGGAGGGGCCGUGCCCAGUUACUGCCCAGCAUAUGGCCGGGUGCCUCACAACUGUGGGUCUUCAGGCGAGGGCAGGGGGUACCCCAGCCCUGGGGCCCACUCCCCUCGGGCUGGCUCCAUUUCCCCGGGCAGCCCACCCUACCCGCAACCCAGGAAGCUGAGCUACGAGAUCCCUGCGGAGGAAGGCGGGGACAGGUAUCCCCUGCCCGGCCAUCUGGCCCCAGCAGGACCCUUGGCCUCAGCAGAGUCACCUGAGCCCGCCUCCUGGAGGGAGGGCCCCAGCGGGCACAGCACCCUGCCUCGCUCUCCCCGAGAUGCCCAGUGUGGUGCCUCUUCUGAGCUGUCUGGCCCCUCCACACCCCUGCACACCAGCAGCCCAGUGCAGGGCAAGGAGAGCACCCGGCGACAGGACAGCAGGUCCCCCGCCAUGGCGCCCGCUCAGAGACGGAGCCCUGAUUCCCGGGGAGGCGCUGUGGCCCAGGCCACCUGUCUGCCGUCUGCUUCCCAGGGGGGCGCUGAAAAGGCUUCUGAGCAGCCAGCAAGAAGUGGGCUUGAGCCGCCGGCCCCGACCCCCUUCUCCCAGGCCUCCUCUCCCAGCUCCCCAAACGACUGGCCUCAGGACAGGGGCCCUGGGGGCCACUCAGACAGGGCCAGCCCAAGGGGGCGCGUGCCCACCACGCUACCUGGCCUCCGCCACGCCCCCUGGCAGGGUCUUCGAGACCCCCCGGACAGCCCGGAUGGGUCCCCCCUCACCCCAGUGCCUACCCAGAUGCCCUGGCUCAUGGCCAGCCCAGACCCCCCUCAGAGCUCCCCCACGCCGGCCUUCCCCCUGGCUGCAUCCUACGACAUCAGCGGCCCCACCCAGCCCCCGCUUCCCGAGAAACGCCACGGUGGGGGGCCGCAGCCAGGAGCCUGGGGUCCAGAACAGGCAUCACCGCCCGCCAAAGGCACCAGUCACCACGUCACCUUUGCACCGCUGCUCCGGGACAACAUCCCUGCGCCCCCAGAGCCCCCUACGCAAGAGAGCCAGAGCAACGUCAAGUUUGUCCAGGAUACGUCCAAGUUCUGGUAUAAGCCGCACCUGUCUCGGGACCAAGCCAUUGCCCUGCUGAAGGACAAGGACCCUGGGGCCUUUCUGAUCAGGGACAGCCAUUCAUUCCAAGGAGCCUAUGGGCUGGCCCUCAAGGUGGCGACGCCCCCACCCAGCGCUCAGCCCUGGAAAGGGGACCCCUCGGAACAGCUGGUCCGCCAUUUUCUCAUUGAGACCGGGCCCAAAGGGGUGAAGAUCAAGGGCUGUCCCAGUGAGCCCUACUUUGGCAGCCUGUCGGCCCUGGUCUCCCAGCACUCCAUCUCCCCGCUGUCCCUGCCCUGCUGCCUGCGCAUUCCCAGCAAAGGCCUGGCGUUGCAUGCAGUCCCUGUGGAAGGGAUGCUGAGCCCUUCCCCCCCGCUUUAUGCCCCCAGGAUUUUUGGUUUCGUGGCCAAGAAGCCGGGAAGUCCCUGGGAGAAUGUGUGCCACCUCUUCGCAGAGCUUGACCCAGACCAGCCCGCAGGGGCCAUUGUCACCUUCAUCACUAAAGUUCUGCUGGGCCAAAGGAAAUGAAGGCAGGCCACACGCUGGAGCCACAUCCACACUGCGCCCUCCCAGCACCCCACAGCCUCACUCCCCUGGCCUGGACCCAGGAGGCCUGCAGCCAGCCCGCUCCCUAAGGGAUGGGGAGAGGGCAUCAACCUGGCACGCCGCUCCCUUCCCUGCCCCAGCCUGCUGAGCUAAGUGGACGGGCCCGGGAGAUGACCUCGCACGUGAGCAGAUGGCAGAGAUGGGCACAAGAAGGGUGAGGCGCCGUCCGCAGCCAAGCCCUGGAGCAUCGGGACAGCCCCACCUGCACGGGAACGCCAGCCCUGGGUGGGAGCUGCAGGGCCUAACGUGGUGGGGUGGGGGAGUGGGGCGAGGGGCAAGGCGCUCUUCCUCCGCCUCCCCUCUCAGCGAAAAGACCAGAGUGGAAUCACAUGAAAAAGGGGGGAAAGAGUCUAUUUUUGUCUAAUAAUAAAGAAUCUCUAUAACUUUUAGUCAAGUUGGAACCAUGCCUCAGUCAAGGUCAGUGCCUCCCCUAGGCUUGUCUCCCAUCUUCUUGGGGGCACCCCAGGCCCCUAGCCAGGUCUAUGAAACAGACAUGACCCCA